This is a messenger RNA of Postia placenta MAD-698-R-SB12, 2193 nucleotides long. RefSeq lists its product as hypothetical. NCBI's taxonomy places the organism in Eukaryota, Fungi, Basidiomycota, Agaricomycetes, Polyporales, Adustoporiaceae. Gene Ontology annotation, cellular component: plasma membrane. Bases 1 to 2193 code for a protein of 730 amino acids. The record is from RefSeq and is a predicted model, not a curated record. Gene Ontology annotation, biological process: Ras protein signal transduction; positive regulation of GTPase activity. Gene Ontology annotation, molecular function: guanyl-nucleotide exchange factor activity. The transcript has 6 exons.
AUGCGAGCGCCAGCUAUCUCGACGACGACAACGACAGCGAGUGCAACGUCUCCGCGAUCACAGGUCGACUUGGCUUUGUUGCUGAAGCGCUAUGCCGACCUCGACAAAGCCCUUGCCGCCUGCGAGCCGCGCCGCGUCCAAGACGCUAACACCAGAUUCGUUGAGCAGCUGCGACUGGCCGUGAGAGACCUCGACGCGGGGGUGGGAGAUAUCCGCUCCACGGCGGGAUACGACUCAGCGCUGAAGUCCCUGGAUUUUCUGCUGACUCCUCUAGAGCCGUUCUACGCCAACGUAGACUCCGUAGACGACCUGAUAGACCUUCGAGACAUGGGCUAUCAGCUGAUGACGCUGGCAAUGUCACAUUUCCGUUCCUUGCUGAGCGUCGUGGUUAUGGAACGGGAGCACCGUAGGCCGGGGCUCUCGCCGCAGGACGUCUUUGGGCCAUUACGGCGGGCCAUGACACGCAUUGAAAAUCUCGUCGACCUCGUCGGCAGGCGGAGAAAUGAACCGCAAGCUCACUGGGCGAAGGACAGGCAUAGUGGUGCCGAGGACGACGACGAUUUCACUGUUGUCACACGAGGAGAAGAUGAGGACGAGGAUCUAUGUGAUCCGUUUGACUCCGCGUAUGAUGCUCUACUCGCAAGCAUGUCUGCCGACUUCCGCUCAGGCGCGCGUAAUGCCCGGGAUUCUUUGGCAGUGUUCCCCAACCUCUCUUCAAGCAUUCCCAACGCUGAGCUGCCAACUCCCCCCGAAGACGAGCUGGAUGUCAUAGUGAAUCUAGAUGGUUCCAUUACUGCGGCGACCUUGAAACAGAUCGUCCGCAUUUUAACCGACCGGCGCGAAGUCCUGGUGCGCGACGUGACAGAGCUGACGGACUUAUUCUUCAUGUUCUUCCGGAAGUUCACGCCACCAAAAGGUCUAUUCAAGCUCUUAGUUGAACGCUACAACGAGCAAGCUCCCAAGGAACUCGAUGCCUCGCUGCUGCCUCUCUGGCGGCUCCAUGCUCAAUUUUCCAAGAUCCAAGUGGCGAAGUUGUUGUACCUCUGGUGUAGCAAUUACUGGAAGGGGGCAACCGACCAGGCCGUCGUCAAGAGCAUGACAGAUUUCAUCUUCGGCACGCUUGCAAAGGAUAAGGAUCUUCCCCUGGAUACAGCUAAACGGGUGUCGAAUGCCCUGUUGGAAUGCUGUUGUGGCCGCGCCGACAUCAGCCACUCGAGGUGGCUGGCAAGAGAAGUCAAGCUUACGCAACAAGCUGCGGCACAUUAUGAACCGACGGCGUUCGCACAACAGCUCAACGGCGGCAUGAUGAAGCAUGAUUCCCUAGAUUUCAACCUGCUGGAUAUCGCGGUCUUCUGGGCCGAUGGGGGUUUUGAAGAACUAGCACGCCAACUGACGGUCUCAGAGUCCGACUAUUUCCACGCCUUCCUGCCUCAAGACUUGAUCGAGUUCCGCGACGCCAGCCUCCAGCACAAACUCAAUCGGUGGAGGUCGUUCACAAAUGCCAUCAGUCUUUGGGUUACGAAAACCGUCGUCGAACAACGUAAGAUCACUUAUCGUGCGCGUGUUGUCAAGCUCUUCGUCCAGACUGCUGCUGCUUGCAAAAAUCUGCGCAACUUCAAUUCGGCGUAUGCUAUUCUGCUUGGUCUACAGGCCAGUGCCGUCACGCGUCUCAGGAGAACAGAAGAGCUUUUGGACGAACGCACCGUAUCUACACGUGAAUCUCUCGGCGAGUUCUUCAAUGGAAGGGAUUGGCGCCUAUACCGACAUGAGCUACCUGUAAACCUACCUGCGAUUCCGCUAUCAGUUAUGAUCCCCAAGGAAAUCAGUCCGAUGCGGGAAUGCAUGCAGCGUGUUGACUCGACGGUGGGGCCACCUACGGCGCCGGUGGAGGGCAUGAUCCCCCUCAAAUUCUAUCGCCACAUGCGCCGAAUCGUGCGUGACCUCGAGAAAUGUUAUGGUCGUCACAAGCUCACGUCCACGGAACUCGUGCGCGGCUGGCUGGAGCAUCAUCUCGAGCCACUGAUGGCGGUACAAUACGACAAGUAUUCACAGACACUAUUUGACAAAAGCAUCUGGAAGUUGAAGCUUCAACGAGCGAAGAAAAGGCCGGUUUGUCCACGACUUCUACGCGCCGCUGCAAGACCUAGAAGCCGUUCUCGCCCUACGCCUCCAUUUGACGAACCCUAUUUAUAA